CGUGGCAAUAAAGAAAACCAUCACCUCCUCCACCUCAACUGCGGCACACCCUCCUCGAGCCCUCGCUCGUUAUAUAACACAAACCGGAGUUGCACCACCACACCACAAAUACCCAGGCACACGCCACCGAGCUGGCUGCUGGCCUGGCCUGCUUCCACUCCGGCAGCACCAGCAACGGCUGACCAGGAGGAAGGAGCACACGCGCGUGGUUGUUGGGUUGUGGUCAGCGCGCGGCAGGGCUUGAUCGUCGAUCGGAAGAUGAGCAGGAACAACGGCAAGGUCGGGUCGAAGCUGCAGGAGCUGCGGCUGAGCCUGUCGCGGUCGCGCGGGGGGCCGUCGUCGGGGGGCGCGACCGGCCAGGGCGGCGGCGUCGGCGUCGGGGGCGGUGGCGGGGCCUCGCCGAGGCGGCUGUCGUCGUCGUCGUCCUCGACGGCGUCCCCGCCGAGCUCGUGCGUGUCGUCGGAGGGGAGCCCCGAGGCCGCCGGCGCGCCGAUGAUCCUGGCGGGGUGCCCCCGGUGCAUGAUGUACGUGAUGCUGUCGCGGGAGGACCCCCGGUGCCCCAAGUGCCACAGCACCGUCCUCCUCGACUUCAACGACGGCCCCGGCGCCAAGAGCAAGGGCAGGCGCGGCUGACGACGCCGGUGCGCGCGGCGGAGCCAUGCGUUCGCCGUGGCCGCCGGUAGCGGCGGACUGCUACCGCUAUCAUCGUCAUCAGUCCUAGUACCAAGUUACAAGUUGUGCGUCCGUGUUCGAGUUCGAUCAGAAAAGGGAAUUAUUGCGUAGACCCGUUCUUCCAUGGACCAGGUUGGUAUUGGUAGCAGUGGAAGCAGCAGCAAGCUCUGAGCUGCGCGUGCCGGACAUUGGGGGGGGGGG
This is a messenger RNA of Panicum hallii, 873 nucleotides long. Its product is annotated as zinc finger SWIM domain-containing protein 6-like. Bases 259 to 633 code for a protein of 124 amino acids. The record is from RefSeq and is a predicted model, not a curated record. Lineage: Eukaryota; Viridiplantae; Streptophyta; Magnoliopsida; Poales; Poaceae. The transcript has a single exon.